Molecule: messenger RNA, 732 nt
Organism: Parathielavia appendiculata
Lineage: Eukaryota; Fungi; Ascomycota; Sordariomycetes; Sordariales; Chaetomiaceae
Exons: 2
Coding region: 1-732 (243 amino acids)
Source: RefSeq, a predicted model, not a curated record
AUGUCCGCCCCAUACGUCGUGGGCGAUUCGUCGCCGUUUUUGAAGCGCGUCUUGAUUCCAUUCUGGAUCCUCCGCAUCAUCAUCAUGGUUGUUCAAAUCGGGCUCUACGCACUCGUAAUCGCCGGUCUCGGCGUCUUCAAGAACGAUCUUCAACGGCUCUACGAUGAAUAUCACACGAACUUGAGUUAUUCCGGCGUUCUGGCCGUCUCGUGCGUCAUCAUGGGAAUCAUCGCCGUGUGCCUGAUUCUUGAUAUCGUCUGCAUCGUCAAGCGCGCCAGGCGGACACUGAGCCCGCCCUUCUUCCUCGGCGUCAACAUCGCCCAGAGCGUAUUCUACAUCGCCAACUUCAUCCUAACCAUGAUCGGCGCCCGCAACGGCGUCAUUUCCAUCGCCAUCGGCGUCGUCACCCUCGUCUCCUUCCUUGGUCUGCUCAUCUACGCGAGCGUCGUCUUUCACCAGUACCGCCGCGGCUCGCUGCGCGGCAGCUACGUCAAGGCUGACAACCCGGAAGUCCACAAGCUCGUCGCCAGCAGGGGCUAUCCGCAGCACGCCUACGCUCACGACUACCCAAAGACGGCUUAUUACGACGUCCAGGCUGUCUCGCAGACCAGGAAAUCGUAUGGCGGGCACGGAUAUCCCGCUGCGCCCCAGGCCUAUGAGUCGUACAGUCACCAAGGCAGUGACUCCGGGGCGCAUUCGUCGUUUGAGAUGGGCAAUGUGUCUUCAAACUAA